AUGGAGACAUUCGUCGGCGACAAGGGGUAUCUUUUACACGAGCCACCUUUUCAACAUGUACCAUCAGAAAAGGACCUGGAGUCGCGAGGCCUGAGCGUCGGUCAUAGAGUGGGACUCAUCAGGGGUUCCGGCCAGGUGGUUGCAAAAUAUGGACUAGCCUGCUGGGCCGCUUUGAUAACUCUUGCGUUGCUCCUCUUUGCAUUCUUGUGUCGACCACUGAUCCUAAGCUCCGGCAGCACUGACUUGGAUCAUUACUAUCCUUCGUUGGACUUGCUGGCGCUCGUACCAGCUUGGGAAUGGACCGCCUACAGCGACGACGGUUGCAACAACGAAAUCGCAGAUCGAAAUGAUACUGGACCACUGCCCUGCACAAAUUUCACCUCAGACGCCGCUGAAGUAGAUCGCCUCACUAUUGAUAUGGGGAAACACUGGGCCAUCUGUCUGUACACCGGUGUUAACUGUGACACCUAUAAGGGCCGUUACGAUUUCUCAAAACUCUCCUGCCAAAAAGGACGCGACUCCACAGCCUAUCAGAUUAUCGAACUCAGCGAGACUGCGGUUUGCCCGGGUGAAAUCCCAGUCGAGGCCUGCGAUCCUGACGCUUGUGCCCAGCAAGGCCGGGGUUGCGUUUGUGAUCCACUGGGAGACCAGUGCGUAUGUUAA
Molecule: messenger RNA, 663 nt
Organism: Cladophialophora bantiana CBS 173.52
Lineage: Eukaryota; Fungi; Ascomycota; Eurotiomycetes; Chaetothyriales; Herpotrichiellaceae
Exons: 1
Coding region: 1-663 (220 amino acids)
Source: RefSeq, a predicted model, not a curated record